Panicum virgatum (switchgrass) is the source of this 852-nucleotide messenger RNA. RefSeq lists its product as uncharacterized. The coding region runs from base 128 to 667 and encodes 179 amino acids. The record is from RefSeq and is a predicted model, not a curated record. NCBI's taxonomy places the organism in Eukaryota, Viridiplantae, Streptophyta, Magnoliopsida, Poales, Poaceae. The transcript is spliced from 3 exons.
UACAGAAACGGCCCAUCGGAAGGCCGCCCACAGCCCAUUUCGCACGCUAUAAGGCCUCUGCUCCGCUGCUGCUGCGGCUUCCUUCCCCACCCGUCUCCCCCCGAGAGAAGAGAGCGAGGUGGUGCGGAUGGAGAGCGCCAAGCGCAUGCGCGCCGCCAUGAGCAACGACGAGGACACGACGAGCCAUGGGAGCGCGGGAGUCGGCGUGGCCGCGACGGAGGGGGACGACAUGACCGUGGUUGCGGCGGACGAGCAGGAGCAGAUGGGGUCGGCGGAGACGGAGGACCACAUCCAGCGCAUCCUUGCCGCCAUCGACAACUACACUCGCCAGGUGAGUGGCCAUCUCAUUCUCAUCUCAUGCAUUAUUGCAGGUGCUCAUGCCAUGCGUGCUUGUGUCUGCAGGUGUCGGAGAUGCUGGAUGCCGGGCGCGCGCUGUUCAAGGACCUCGCCGCCGACUUCGAGGAGCGCCUCUGCUCGAUCCACAGGGAGAGGGUUGAGCGGUGGGAGGAGGAGAUCCGGGAGCUGCGCGCCCGCGACGCCGCCAACGAGCAGGCCCGCGCCCUCCUCCACAAUGCCCAGCUGCACCUCCUCCACACCGUCCGCGACUAAGCCACCUCUUCUGUCACUGUUACGUUUCUAUUUCCUACUACUACUAGGCGAGUUUUAGUUCAUGUCACUCAAAUAGCAAGCGCUAAGCCUCAACUCUCAACUGCAGCAGCAACAGCAGAGUGCCUUUGCUUUACCACCUUAUUACCCUAUCUGUCUACUCUGGUAUUGUUUAAGAUAGAUAGAUGUAAAUUCAUGUAUGGAUCAGGCACAUCUGAAUGCUAUUCGAUCUCGUUUAACCUGCAA